This is a messenger RNA of Beta vulgaris subsp. vulgaris (sugar beet), 2490 nucleotides long. RefSeq names its product flavin-containing monooxygenase FMO GS-OX-like 5. The coding region runs from base 935 to 2335 and encodes 466 amino acids. The record is from RefSeq and is a predicted model, not a curated record. The transcript is spliced from 7 exons. Gene Ontology annotation, molecular function: NADP binding; N,N-dimethylaniline monooxygenase activity; flavin adenine dinucleotide binding. Lineage: Eukaryota; Viridiplantae; Streptophyta; Magnoliopsida; Caryophyllales; Amaranthaceae.
AAAAAGAUUAAGGUUUAUUUUAGGAGGAAGAAGUAUGACAAUUUAACUUAGGGCCUGUUCUCCCCAACUUAUGUUCAUUUCAGUUCAGUUCAGAUUAGUUCAGUUCAAACCAGUUCAGUUCAAACCAGUUCAGUUCAAACCAGUUCAGUUCAAACCAGUUCAAUUCAGCUCUUGACAAUACUUUUACUCUCACAUAUCACUAUUCAGUUCAAUUCAGUUCAGUUCGAUUCAGAUCAGAUCAGUUCAGUUCAGUUGUUUUAUGCCGAAGAGAACAAACCCUUAAUGUAAACAUUUUAACGACAAAUUAUACAAAUUCGUGAGUUAGAUUUCUUUUUUUAGUUCUGUAAGUGGAAGUUAUAUACUACCUCCGUUUCUUAAUAAGUGCAACAUUUCCCUUAUUUGGAAUAGUCACAAUAAGUGCAACCAAGCUCAAAAUGGUAAAAAAAAGUUCAAUAUUAUUACAAAUAUGCCACCAAAAAGCAAGAGGGAUCAUAACCUUUUUGUUUCAUCACUUGAAUUACUCUACUUUAUUGUGGUCCCAACUUUCUCUCUCUACAUUCCUUCGUAUUCCCCCACUUUCUCUAUGUUGCACUUAUUAAGAAACGGAGGAAGUAUGUUCUUUAAUUUAUAUUGUAUUUUUUUUAUUUAAAAAAAUUGUUGAAAAAAAUUGGAGUUAAUUAUAUAAAGAUUUUCUCUUUAAGGUACAGGGAGCAAUCCGCAUCAUGGUGCAUAACACACGAUAGAGGACCUUGUUCUUGGCCUUUUUUAUACUGUAGUACACCAUACAAUACACAUGACAAUUUGAAUAUUAAAAAAGAAACGUUUUCCAUUAUAAUAUGUCGGUACGUAAAAGACAUAUUGCAAACGUUAAUGCUCCCUCCACCAUUAUCCUUGCAUUGCAAUAAUGCAUUUCCAAAUUCCAUCAUCCAAAUAAAUGCUUCACCAAUUCUCAACUUCCAUGAAAGUUGCCGUGAUUGGUGGUGGUCCGGCUGGGUUGGCGGCGGCGCAUGAACUUCAAAAGGAAGGUCACGAGGUAGUGGUGUUUGAGCGUGGUGCUCAGUUGGGUGGAUGCUGGGUUUACUCACCUGAGGUUGAAUCUGACCCGCUUGGACUCGACCCGACUCGAAAAAUCGUUCAUUCAAGCCUCUAUGCUUCUCUUAGGACUAAUCUUCCUAGAGAAGUCAUGGGUUUUCGUGAUUAUCCUUUUGUCCCUUCUGGCAAAGCUGACAGAGAUUCGCGAAGGUUUGUAACUCACCAGGAGGUGCUGAGAUAUUUGGAGGAUUUCGCUCGCGAUUUUGGACUAAAUGAAUUUUUCCGCUACGAGACAGAGGUGAGGCAUGUUAGGUUGGAAGCUGAUGGAAAGUGGAUGGUGAAAUAUAGGAGGCUUGGUGGAGACGAAGGCGACGAAGUAGAUGAAGCUUAUGAUGCUGUAGUUGUCUGCAAUGGACAUUACACUGAACCCAGAGUUGCUGAUGAUAUUCCUGGCAUUGAUCUUUGGCCUGGGAGGCAAAUUCAUAGCCACAAUUAUCGUAUACCAAACUCCUUUCAAGACCAAGUCGUAGUUAUAAUAGGGAGUUCAGCUAGUGCCCUCGAUAUCUGUAGGGACAUAGCUGGAUUGGCCAAAGAAGUCCAUAUAGCAAGUAGAUCUGAAACGGUAGGAAGAUAUGGAAAACAUCCUGUUUAUGAUAACAUGUGGCUCCAUCAACUGAUAGAAAGAGCCCAUGAAGAUGGUAGGAUAUCGUUUGAAGAUGGGAGUGUGGUUCAUGCAGAUGUCACUCUUCAUUGCACAGGGUACAAGUAUCAUUACCCUUUUCUUCCUAGCAAUGGUGUCGUGACUGUCGAUGAUAAUCGUGUUCAUCCGCUUUACAAGCAUGUAUUUCCUCCUGCAUUAGCCCCAGGGAUCUCCUUUGUUGGUGUCCCAUCAUUUGUUGUUUCUUUCUUCCUUUAUGAACUUCAGAGUAAGUGGAUAUCACGUAUUUUAUCUGGGCGUAUAUCACUUCCAUCUGAAGAAAAUAUGAUGAAAGAUAUACAACUCUUCUACUCACAACUGGAAGCUAAGGGUGUUCCAAAGCACAACACACAUAAGAUUCAUGGUUUUAAGGGGCUCUUUGCACCAUUUGAAUACGAGGAUUGGCUUGCCGCAGAAUGUGGCUGCCAUCUCGUCGAGGAAUGGAGGAAGAAUAUGUUUUACGCCACUCUCUGUCGUGUGUUGAAACAAACAGAGACUUAUCGUGAUGAAUGUGACGAUGAAGACUUGGUCCAACAAGCAUGUAAAGAUUUUAUGCAAUACUUGUCUGUUGACGGCAAGGCUUUAGUUGCUGGUUCGACAAUUUGAUAUUGAACCUUGUUUCGUUGCUUGUAUAUUAAUAGUUUCUCAUACUGGUUUGUGUUGCAUGCUGCUACUAUAAAAACUUAAACAGAGAAAGCAUAGAAAGAAAUGUGUACUACUAUAUUGGAAUUAUGCAAAUAAGGUUUCUUCUGAUUAUGAAA